This is a messenger RNA of Alosa alosa (allis shad), 2420 nucleotides long. RefSeq names its product lin-37 DREAM MuvB core complex component (gene lin37). Gene Ontology annotation, biological process: negative regulation of transcription by RNA polymerase II. The transcript is spliced from 9 exons. NCBI's taxonomy places the organism in Eukaryota, Metazoa, Chordata, Actinopteri, Clupeiformes, Clupeidae. The record is from RefSeq and is a predicted model, not a curated record. Bases 505 to 1230 code for a protein of 241 amino acids. Gene Ontology annotation, cellular component: transcription repressor complex; Myb complex.
UAACGUUAGCAUGCUAGCAGUUAGUGCCAUUAUAGCAUCUGUAACGUUACUGUUGUUGACGUUAUCUAGAAAUCGUUUAGCUUCUACCACAAGUCAAUAAAUGUAUAACAUGUAUACAUUUUGCUGUCCACGUAGCCAGCAUUUCGGGACUGCUCAACGUAACGUUAAGUUAAAGUUUGGUAAUGUUAGCUGAUAGCGAGCUAACAACCUUAGAACCUGUAGCAGAAGUGCAAUAUUAACGUUAUUUGAUAUGUUUCUCUGAUAUCCAGGGUUCAAUAACGUUAACUUUGCUUUGAAGUUAACGUUAGAUAUGGGGGCAAGUUGCUAUCAACUCGACCACAGUGCAAUGUAGUAAUAACGUACUGAUAGCUAUAAUGUCUUAUUGUAUUCCUACCUGUGUUAAAUGUUCUUAUUAUACUGGGAAUCAUAUGCUUAACGUUAAAGUUAGCUGCUACAUUUCGAAGGCUUUCCGAGCAGCGGAGGGGCUCUGGCAUUGAUUCAGAGAUGCUGAAGGUGAAAAUCAAGACCGAGAAACCAGAUAUCGAAGGAACUGGUGCCCGAGGUCGCUUGGAUGCUGUGCUUCAGGGACUGGUGGAGAAAAGUGAUAAUAAUGACAGAGAUCAGAAUGAAGAUGACCCAGGAAAAGCAACAACAGACUCUUUGAGCAAGGACCUUUCACCAUCUUCUGUUGGAAAAAGACCAUCAGCACGCUUUCCCCAGCACAGGAGAAAGAAACGCAAAGAGAUGGAUGACAGCAUUGCUGAGAGUAAUCAGCACAAACAAAAUGCAUACAUCAUCAAGCUGUUCGACCGCAGCGUAGACCUGGCACAGUUCAGCACCAGCACUCCUCUUUACCCCAUCUGCCGGGCCUGGAUGCGGAAUAAUCCUACAGUACGCGAUCAGUCUUCUUCCCUCAGUCCCCCUCAAAGCAUGUCUGAUGAAGAGGUGGUUGACAUGAUAAAUGGUAAAAGUCAGACUGUAUACAGACUUCCACCACCCACUACAUGUCCCGUCAACUCUUCAGGGGACCCUGUUAAUCUGAGGAUACCGCCUAUUGUAAAGGCCAGUCCCACAGAGGGUACAGAUGCAGCCGCCAAUGCUACUCCGCUAAUAUAUAACCAUAUGGCUCGAUGGAAGAAAAUCAGACAAAAGUGGAAGGAGUCCUCUAACAAAAACCAGCUGAGAUAUGCCGAGAGCAUUAAGAUUUUGAAGGACAUGUAUGAUCGCUAACAUCAUCUAUCCGGAUGGCGGAGGAUGGACAGUAAAACAGGAUGGACUGAUAACUUCGGAAGAAAACAUACCUGUAUCUAUUUAGUUACUUUUGCUUUUAUAAAACAUCUGUAUCAGCCACCACCUUUGCCUAGUGUUCAUGGCGAUGCUUUUCAUCCCAUGCGAUGCAUUCAAUUGCUUGAUUAAAACCAAAGAUUCUAGAGCACUGUAGAAUCUUUGAUUAAAACAGACAUUAAUUUAAAUGUAAAUUGUGUAAGUAUGUCCUAUAAUUUGAAAUGGCAUGCAUUUCAAGUGUCAGUUAAAAAUCUAGAUUUAUAUCCCUGUUUUGCAAUAUAGUGAUUACAUUUUAAUUUAAAGGUUUACGUAUAUUAAAUCCAUUUCUAAAUUUGACUAUUGGAGUUUAAGUUGAAUUUUGAAUCAGUCCAAAACAAUUCCAUGUAAAAUCUAGUUCAGAUUCAACUAUUGUCGAUUGAGCUCAAGAGCCAUUCAAAUUAUGCCACUCCUCUCCAGACAGAUUUAGCUAGAAUUUUUUAUGAAUUGGCCUGGGGCCGAAGCUGGUACUGGCUUUUGUUUGCUCACUCUUUCUGACAAGAGAAGUUUUGCAGACCACUUUUUCAAUUAGAUGAAAUACAAAAUACUUCACUCACGACCCACCAUACAAUUGUCCUGAAAAGGGAAAUUUAUUUAAGACUCCAAUAACUCCUACUCUGUUUUAUAUUUUUUAAUUUACAUGUAAAUCAGGUUUCUCGGCCAAGUAUACUUGUGUAUACAAGGAAUUUGGUCUCUGCAUUUAUCCCAUCCGUGAAUUAGUGAACACACAGUGAGGUAACUCACUAACCCGGGGAGCUCCCCGAGCAGCCUUACUACAGCGGCGCUCGGGGAGCAGUGAGGGGUUAGGUGCCUUGCUCAAGGGCACUUCUGCCGUUCCUACUGGUCGGGGAUCGAACCGGCAACCCUCCGGUUAAAAGCCCAAAGCCGUAGUAGGCCACGACUGCCUGUUAGAAAUUACGUGCAACAUUCUAAAACGGAUAGUUCCUGUCCUUGAUUAUGAUUAGCAGAAUUGCGUUCGACGCCACUGUAAAAACCCAAUGGAACCCUUCAUAUUGACUGCAUUUCAUUCUAUUUUACUUCUUGGCAGAAUAAUGAUUAUCUAUGAAUCAAUCAUUAAAUUUCUUGUUGCUGUCCCUUCA